Molecule: messenger RNA, 1731 nt
Organism: Vanderwaltozyma polyspora DSM 70294
Lineage: Eukaryota; Fungi; Ascomycota; Saccharomycetes; Saccharomycetales; Saccharomycetaceae
Product: formate/nitrite transporter family protein
Exons: 1
Coding region: 1-1731 (576 amino acids)
Biological process (GO): nitrite transport; transmembrane transport
Cellular component (GO): membrane
Molecular function (GO): high-affinity secondary active nitrite transmembrane transporter activity
Source: RefSeq, a predicted model, not a curated record
AUGGUUGGUGUAAAUGAUUACAUAUCUCCCCAUGAUGCAGCACUAGCUGUUGUAGCCACUGCGAUGAAGAAGUCGAGAUUGCAUAUAGAUACAUUGAUAAUAAAUUCUUUUCUAGGUGGAACAUUUUUCACUUGUGGUGGUCUAUUAAAUCUAGCAGUACAUAGCGAUAAUCCAAAUUUAUUUAGUAAUAACCCAGGUAUUUUAAAUGCAAUAUCUGGGGUAACGUAUGGGAUUGCACUAUAUUUUGUUGUAAUUACAGGUGCAGAUCUAUUUAAUUCCAAUAUACUUUUCUUUUCAGUGGCCCUUUGUCGUAGGGCAGUUACGAUAUUUGAUCUUUUAAUAUCUUGGUUUGUCAGUUGGAUAGGUAAUAUAGCAUCAUCGCUAUUGAUUUCCUAUCUUUUUGGCUAUCUCUCAGGUAUUGGUAAGACUAAAUUGUGGAAAGAAACCUCCAAGACACUUAUAGAAGAGAAGGCAUCAUUUUCAUUCAUUGAAACUUUCUUGAAAGGUAUAGGAGGAAAUUUCCUUGUGAGUUUAGGAAUAUACUUACAACUUAUGGCAAGACCAAUUCAUGUCAGACUGAUAGUGUUGAUAUUACCUAUUUUUACAUUUACCACCAUUGGGUUCACACAUGUCAUAGGUGAUAUGGCAAUUGCAUAUAUAGGAAUGUUCAAUGGUGGAAAUGUUUCAGUAGGAGAAUAUAUUUGGAAAUUAUUAAUUCCAGCAUCAGUUGGGAACAUAAUUGGAGGGUCAGUGUUUGGGAUAGUAGUACCAUUUUACUUGCAUUUAAUUGUAGUUGAAAGGGAUGUCAAAGAACUUGAUUUACCAAAUUACGAUACAAGAGAUGUUCAACCGGAAUUAAAUACCGAUUCAAGAAUAGUUAGAGUUCCAAACAAAGUUCCAAACAAAGUUCAUCCCGAUAUAUCAGGCUCUUUAAAUAUAAAAUCUUAUCAAAAUGAUAGUAAUAAUAACGGUGAUGAGGUAACACAUAUAUCAACAAGUUCAUUUUCUGAUAGCAUUAGUAGAACUACUACAGAUGAUGUGUCAUUAAUCAAUUCAGUACAAGCAUAUACCACAGGAGUUGCAAAUAGUAUCACCAACGAUGACACUAAUGAGCUACGGCAAACCAGGACUCAAAUGACACAGAAUUCGUCAAGAGCAGGUGCUAAUUAUAGUUCAACAUUAUCAAGAUCACCACCAGGGGUAUUCCCAGUGUUUGGGAUGGGUGAACCAUUAACCAGAGAGAAAACCAUUCAGAAUUCAACGUAUCGACCGGCACCACAACCUAAUACGCUAAUAGCAUCAUCAUCAACAACAUCAUCCGCUAAUAUUUUAAACAAGCAUGUAUCAAAUAAUCGAAUAAACUCAUUACUCCCAUCAAAUACUUGGUCUAAUGAUAAAGAACAAGAAAAGGAGCAAGUACAACAACAACAACAGUACCAAGAAUAUUACAACAAUAGUAAUAAUAGCAUUAACCAAUAUGAUGUUCUUAAUAAGAGACCUGGUGCAAGACUUAAAAGAGCAUUAAGCAUAAUUAGUGCAGCUACCACCAGCAGCAAUACUAAUAGUAAUCAUGAUAGAGAAACUUCAAAUUCUCGACUACCAACUACAAAUCAAGACCUUCCAUAUCUUAAAGAAGCAAAUAUCAAAUCAAUUAGGAAACCAAAAGCUUCAAAACAGAAGAUGAACCCUAUGAAUACGAUAUCAAGACAAUUCAGUAAAGCUAACCACUAG